UUCAUACAAUUUAGUUCAUUUUACUGUGUCGCCAUGACUCUCAUACUGAAAUUAUUAUGUGUGACUGUUAGUGCAUUUCUUCCAGUAGCAUGGGGUUCAGCCUUACAUACUUCAAUUCACUUGGGCAUCUAUGGUGGACAUGCUGUAUCUAUUGAAGACGCGCCUUACAUGGCGGCCCUGUUUGGAGAAUACCACGGGUUCCGGUACUUCUGUGGAGGAUCCAUCGUCCAUGAGAGAUUUAUUCUUACUGCAGCACAUUGCAUAAGGAGUAUCGAAGACACGUCUUCAAUAAAGGUUCUGGUGGGCUCCGACAAUUUAGAAACCAAUUCUGGAGUUUUCAUAGACAUACAAAAGGAGCUCUAUUACAGGACAUUCAUCCCUUUCGGGAAUAUAAAUGAUAUAUGUCUCUUGAAAUUAAAGGAGCCAAUACAGUUUGGAAACAAGGUGGCUAAAAUUUCACUGCCUGAUGAAGGAUUGGAACUAGAAGAAGGAGCUCAGGUCAAUGUUACUGGAUGGGGCUCAACUGAUGGUUACUACUAUGAGAAUAACCUCCGCCAAGUGACAGUACCGGUGGAGUCACAAGACAACUGCGCGAAGAUCUACGUCGACCUGACCGACUAUAAGAUGUGCGCAGGAGUGGACGGCCAAGAUGCCUGCUGGGGUGACAGCGGAGGCCCACUAACAUACAACAACGUGCAGAUCGGAUUAGUGUCGUACGGCGAAGGCUGCGGCCAACAUUCAUCGGUGUACACCAGGGUGGCCAAAUAUGCCAAGUGGAUCACCAAGACUAUUAGGCAAAAUCUUUAAUUUAUAUUUCUACAAUAACUUAAAUUAAAAAAAAAGAAAUUCACACCGAUACAAUCGCUCUGACCUACUGAGCUACGGGGGCCUACCAGAUUUGUGCAAAUUGUUCUACCUUCCCUCUAAAAUGCUUCCAAGAAUAGAUGAGCAA
Molecule: messenger RNA, 952 nt
Organism: Leguminivora glycinivorella
Lineage: Eukaryota; Metazoa; Arthropoda; Insecta; Lepidoptera; Tortricidae
Product: serine protease 1-like
Exons: 5
Coding region: 34-807 (257 amino acids)
Biological process (GO): proteolysis
Molecular function (GO): serine-type endopeptidase activity
Source: RefSeq, a predicted model, not a curated record